Molecule: messenger RNA, 2505 nt
Organism: Ochotona princeps (American pika)
Lineage: Eukaryota; Metazoa; Chordata; Mammalia; Lagomorpha; Ochotonidae
Gene: KBTBD2
Product: kelch repeat and BTB domain containing 2
Exons: 4
Coding region: 518-2389 (623 amino acids)
Molecular function (GO): protein binding
Source: RefSeq, a predicted model, not a curated record
GUGAGUGGUGUGUGUGGCGGCGCCCGCCACGGACGAAGCGAACGCGGAGGGACUAGACCCCGGUGCUGGCGGCGGGGUGGGAGCGCCACGCCCCCGCCGCUCCCCACGGGCCCUGCCUUGUUUUUGCGGGGGGAGAUCGCCGGCCGGGCCGGGUGAAGCCCCCUCCUCAGGACGGAGAGACGCGUUUCAUGCAGAGGAUCCAGCACCGUUAGGAUGCUGCCCCAGAACCUGCCUCGUGGUCUUUUGGCUUUGACUCCUGAGCUGCACAGUGGCGGUUUUGAGCAGGAUGACUGCAGAUGGUGUUGAAAAACUCUGAGGAACUGAAUCGCAGAGGAUGACCUAGCAGUGGUUCCAAGCCUAGGACAAGAUAUUCCUUAGUGACUGUCAUUCUUGGCUCUGAAUGUUACAGAUAACAGCAAACAGGCGUACUCCUUUAUUUCUGAAGUAUUCACUUGACCUUCUAUCAGUAAGACUGACCUUUCUAAUCUGCUUCGGGAGAUAUUAAUGGAAUGCAGUCAUGUCCACUCAAGACGAGAGGCAGAUCAAUACCGAGUAUGCUGUGUCCUUGCUGGAGCAGUUGAAGCUGUUUUAUGAGCAGCAGUUGUUUACUGACAUAGUGUUAGUUGUUGAGGGCACUGAAUUCCCCUGCCAUAAGAUGGUUCUUGCAACAUGUAGCUCUUACUUCAGGGCCAUGUUCAUGAGUGGACUGAGUGAGAGUAAACAGACGCAUGUACACCUGAGAAAUGUGGAUGCUGCCACCUUACAGAUAAUCAUAACAUACGCUUACACGGGUAACUUGGCAAUAAAUGACAGCACGGUGGAGCAGCUUUAUGAAACGGCUUGCUUCCUGCAGGUAGAAGAUGUAUUGCAACGUUGUCGAGAAUAUUUAAUUAAAAAAAUAAAUGCAGAGAAUUGUGUGCGAUUGUUAAGUUUUGCUGAUCUCUUCAGUUGUGAGGAAUUGAAGCAAAGUGCUAAAAGAAUGGUGGAGCACAAGUUCACAGCUGUGUAUCACCAGGAAGCUUUCAUGCAGCUGUCACAUGACCUGCUGAUAGACAUCCUCAGUAGUGACAAUUUAAAUGUUGAAAAGGAAGAGACCGUUCGAGAAGCUGCUAUGCUGUGGCUCGAGUACAACACAGAGUCACGGUCCCAGUACUUGUCUUCAGUUCUUAGCCAAAUCAGAAUCGAUGCACUUUCAGAAGUCACCCAGAGAGCUUGGUUUCAAGGUCUGCCACCCAAUGACAAGUCUGUGGUGGUUCAAGGUCUUUAUAAAUCCAUGCCGAAGUUUUUCAAACCGAGACUUGGGAUGACUAAAGAGGAGAUGAUGAUUUUCAUUGAAGCAUCUUCAGAAAAUCCUUGUAGUCUUUACUCUUCUGUCUGUUAUAGCCCCCAGGCAGAAAAAGUUUACAAACUGUGUAGUCCACCAGCUGAUUUGCAUAAGGUUGGGACUGUUGUAACUCCUGAUAAUGACAUUUACAUAGCAGGAGGUCAAGUCCCUCUGAAAAACACAAAAACUAAUCACAGUAAAACAAGCAAACUUCAGACUGCCUUCAGAACUGUGAAUUGUUUUUAUUGGUUUGAUGCACAGCAAAAUACCUGGUUUCCAAAGACCCCAAUGCUUUUUGUCCGUGUGAAGCCGUCUUUGGUUUGCUGUGAAGGCUACAUCUAUGCGAUCGGAGGAGAUAGCGUAGGUGGAGAACUGAACCGGAGGACCGUAGAGAGGUACGACACUGAGAAGGAUGAGUGGACCAUGGUAAGCCCUUUGCCUUGUGCAUGGCAGUGGAGUGCCGCUGUUGUGGUUCAUGACUGCAUUUAUGUGAUGACACUGAACCUCAUGUACUGUUACUUCCCAAGGUCUGACUCAUGGGUGGAAAUGGCCAUGAGACAGACAAGCAGGUCCUUUGCUUCAGCUGCAGCAUUUGGUGAUAAAAUUUUCUAUAUUGGAGGAUUGCAUAUUGCUACCAAUUCUGGAAUCAGGCUCCCUUCUGGCACUGUAGAUGGGUCUUCAGUAACUGUGGAAAUAUAUGAUGUGAAUAAAAAUGAGUGGAAAAUGGCAGCCAACAUCCCUGCUAAGAGGUACUCUGACCCCUGUGUGAGAGCUGUUGUGAUCUCAAAUUCUCUGUGUGUGUUUAUGCGGGAAACACACUUAAAUGAGAGAGCAAAGUAUGUCACCUACCAGUAUGAUCUGGAGCUUGAUCGGUGGUCUCUGCGGCAGCAUAUCUCCGAACGGGUACUGUGGGACUUGGGCAGAGAUUUUCGAUGCACUGUGGGGAAGCUUUACCCAUCCUGCCUUGAAGAAUCUCCAUGGAAACCACCAACUUAUCUCUUCUCGCCAGAUGGGACAGAAGAAUUUGAACUGGAUGGAGAGAUGGUUGCACUACCACCUGUAUAGUUGGGGAGUUCAGGGAGUGCACGCUUGGUUUAUGUAUUUUGUCAGUUGUUUGCUAAAUGAGAGGCUAUGGAAGGACUAAAUAGGAGUACAUAAAAAUCUAUCUUUGAUAAAUUUUA